AUGAGUGGAUGUAAUUUAAUAUGGUUAGAUAAAGCAACCAAAAAGAGGAGCAAGGAUAUAUUAUGUCUAGAAGAUAUUCCUUACAAAGACGAAAUAAAAUAUUUAAAUGAAUUGAAGGUAUUGCCUUAUGUGUCAUGUAUUCAUUGUGUAAAUAUAAGGAAAAAAAAAGUAGAGAAUGCUGGUUUUAUGUUUUAUAUUAAAUAUGAGGUACCUUUAUUAUUAAAUGAAGGAGAUAAUAUAAAAAAGAGUAAGGAGAAUAAAAGAGUUGAAGAUAUCGAAGAGAUAUUUUUAUAUAAGGAUAAAAUAGAUUAUAUGUUAAAUUUAGAAAAAAGUAUUAACAAAAAUAAUAUAUAUGAUAAAAACAUUAGUAAUGAUAAAGAAAACAAAAGAAAAAAAGCUAAUGAAAAAGAUGAGGAAAUGAAUAAAGAUGAUUAUGAUAAUAAAGAAAAUAAUAAUAAUGGUGCUGAUAAUAUAAAAGGUCAAUUUAAAAAAGGAAGUAAUUUAAUAAAAAAAUGUAUUGAUCAAAAUAUUGAUGUAUAUGAUGUGUUAGGUGUUGAAGAAACAGAUGAUCUAGAAACAAUAAAAUCGUGUUAUAAAAAAUUGAUUUUAUUAUUUCAUCCUGAUAAAAAUAAAGGUACUGCAUAUUUAAAUGAAAAAGAAAAAGAAAAAGAAAAAAAAAAGGGAAAAAAUAAAAAAAAAAAAAAUUAUAUGAACGAUGCAAAUAAUAAUAAUAAUAAUAAUAAUAAUAAUGAAAAAGAUUUCUUAUAUUUUAUUGAAAAAUAUAAUAUCGAAAAAUUAACAAAUGAUGAAAAAAAAAACAUUUUUUUAAAAAUACAAGAUUCAUAUACCAUCCUCUCAGAUAAAAUAUUAAGAAAACAAUAUGAUAGUUCCAUACCAUUCGAUGAAAGAAUACCAACAUUAACUCAAUUAGAAGAAGCAAAAAAUUUUUAUAAUUUCUUAAGACCUGUAUUUAAAAGAAAUGCUAAAUGGUCAGCCAUCAAACCUGUACCUGAUAUAGGUGAUGAAAAUACGGAUAUAAAAGAAGUAAAAUAUUUUUAUGACUUUUGGUAUAAUUUUAAUAAUUGGAGAGAUUUUUCUUAUCAAAAUGAAUAUGAUUAUGAACAAGCUGAAUGUAGAGAAGAACGAAGAUGGAUGGAAAGAGAAAAUAAAAAAAUUCAGAAAAAAGCCUCAAAAACAGAAAAUCUAAGAAUUAUUAAAUUAGUCGAUUUAGCCUAUAAUAAUGAUCCAAGAAUUAUUGCAGAAAAUAAAAGAAUAAAAUUAGAAAAAUUAAAAAAAAAAGAACAAGCAAUGAUUGAAAAGAAAAAUCAACAAAAUGAAAAUAAUAAUAAUAAUAUACAACAUAACAACAAUAAUAAUAAUAUACCUAGUCAUAAAAAAAAUAUAGAUAAAGCAUCUGUUAAAUUAUGGAAACAUCAUAUUAAAUCUUUAUGUCUUACCAAAUUAUCAAAUCUAGUAAAUACUGAAGAUAUUCAACAAAAAAUAUCUAUCAUGUCUUUUGAUGAUUUAUGUGAAUUUAUUUAUGAUAUUUAUGUUAUCUUAAAUUUUACAGUACCGAAAAAUAACACAGACACAACAUCAACAUUACUGACGAAUAUAAAAAAUAAUACUAUCCAUAAGAAGGUGUACAAUCCUAAUAUUAAUGACCCCAAGAAAGCCUUUCAAAGCAUAGGAAGCACAUCAACAACAAAUAAUAAUCAUGUAAAUAAUAAUAAUAAUAAUAAUAUAUCCACGGACGGAAAAACGAGUACGGGAUUUAUAGGACAUCUUAAAAAUGUGCACUUGGAUUAUAAACAAAUACAAACAUUAAUAGAUACUUUUAAAAAGUAUAUUCAAGAUCAUUCUUUUAUUUUACAAAACAAUGACCAUCAAUUAAAUGAUCAACAUAAUUACCAAACGGACAUACAAACAGGUACAUAUACACAGUGCAACGAACAAUUUAAUAAAAACGAAAAAGAAAACGAAAACGAAAUCGAGAAACAACAAACGCAUGCUAAUAAUUAUUCUAAUGUAAAUACACAAGAUAUUAGGCAGAACAAAUUUUCAAAUAAUAUUCUUCACAGCAAUAAUGAAAAAAUAUAUGAACAUGUAAAAAAAGAAAACGAAGAAAUCAAUAUAUAUAGUAACGAUUCUACACAAAUUAAUAUUAACGAAAGCAAUGAACAUGUAUAUGAACAUGUUGGCAAAUUAAAUGAGGAUACACUAAAAUAUAGUAAUGAUUCUACACAGUCUAAUGUGAACAUAUAUAAUGAACAAAAUAAUCAAGAAAACGAAUUACAAAGUAAUAAGUGGAGCGCACAAGAAGUCUCCCUACUAGCUAAAGCGUUAAAGUUAUAUCCUGGAGGUACACGUAACAGAUGGGUUCUAAUAUCGAAUUCAAUAAAAACAAAAACUGUUAAGGAAGUUAUUAAAAAAACCAAAGAAAUGUUUGAAAAUGAUACACUAAAAAAUUUAGGUAGGAAUUUUGACGAAACACCUUUUGAUCAUUUUAAGAAUCAAAAUAAAGGUGUUAUGAAAAAAAUUGAUGAUAACCUAGACAAAAGGGAAUAUAAAUUAACUAAAGAAAAUAACAACCAAGUGGAAACGGAUAAUUUAAAUGGUGAUGUAGAAAAGAAAAAACCUUGGACACAUGAGGAACAACAUUUAUUAGAACAAGCCUUAAUCAAGUAUCCAACUUCUAUACCCAUAAAAGAAAGACUCAAAUUAGUUUCACAUGAAUUGAAAACACGAACAGUCGAUGAAGUAAUUUUAAGAAUGAAAACGUUGAGGGCUCAAAUUAUGGCACAAAAAUCAUCAAAGUAG
Plasmodium falciparum 3D7 is the source of this 2820-nucleotide messenger RNA. RefSeq names its product putative DNA-binding chaperone. Gene Ontology annotation, cellular component: nucleus. Gene Ontology annotation, molecular function: Hsp70 protein binding; ribosome binding. Gene Ontology annotation, biological process: regulation of translational fidelity; 'de novo' cotranslational protein folding. NCBI's taxonomy places the organism in Eukaryota, Apicomplexa, Aconoidasida, Haemosporida, Plasmodiidae. The record is from RefSeq and is a predicted model, not a curated record.